AUAUGUUUGUGCUUCUGAAGGCAAGAGAAUUUCACGCACAGCCUUUACAGAGCUUUUCGCCAGUAGAAAUGCCAUCCAUUUCAAAACCAACGACUAAAGUYGAGCCAUUCAACUUAUCAGCUGACACACGAGGAGCAAAGAAAGCUGAAUUAUGGGCAAAAAAGGUUGAGGAUGAGCUUAAAGAACAAAGAAAAAAAGCCGUGUUCAAAGCCCAUUCAAGUAAUGUUUUAUAUCAAGCACCAUUUGUGCCAAAGAAAUCUUUGAAACAAAACACAAUUUUCGACGAAUUUAACUUAAACUCAGAGAAGCGAGCUGAGGAACGUGCUGCCUAUGAAAUGCACAAACGAGAACGAGAAAUUCAAGAUGAGGAGCUGAUACUACAGAGACAGGCUGAAAAAGAGGAGGAGGAAAGACAGAACAUUGCAAUGUUACGGAAACAGCUUGUUCACAAAGCUAACCCAAUCAGGACUUACAAACCUGUAGCAAUCACAUCUAGUGAUAAGCAGUUGACAAUACCAGAAUCUCCUUCCUGGCACGCGGCAAAAGAUAGGAAAGUUCUACGCAUUUAGCGUUUCAUUUUGGUGUUUAUUCUUACAGCCACUCAAUGUUUUUACCAUCGUAAUAUUUUUCAAACAGAACUCAAAAGGGACUUGAGAACAAAUAGAAGAUUUAACCAAACUGAAAUUUUGUUUUAAUAAUAAUUAAAAAUUAUUAAAAUGCAGCUAUAAUUGACCAGUCUACAACAGUCCAAAAUUUGCUUAAGAUCUAGUACUGGUGUAUGCGUGAGACUCUACUGGUGCAUGGAACAUUGUUCUGUGUCAAUAAUUGACUGCACAACAGUAUUACAUGCACCACAAUUAAAUUUAAAAUGUUGUACACAAUUUGAGCUUUUCUUCAAUGUGAGCCAUUUGAGGUCUUUUAUCAAUAUUAUUGGUUACUAAAGCCAUGUAAAAGUAGAGGCAAUCUAGUCACUUUCUACAGUUUUAUCAUACUUUUCUGCUUAUUUUGUAUAAUACUAUUGUUAAAAAACGAUUCCAUCAAUGUAAGAUUUUCAUAACUAAAUAAACACAGCAUAGUGUGAUGAAACAAGACUUGAUUUAUUACUUGAU
Messenger RNA from Exaiptasia diaphana, 1109 nucleotides. RefSeq names its product targeting protein for Xklp2. The record is from RefSeq and is a predicted model, not a curated record. Lineage: Eukaryota; Metazoa; Cnidaria; Anthozoa; Actiniaria; Aiptasiidae. Gene Ontology annotation, biological process: regulation of mitotic spindle organization; activation of protein kinase activity. The coding region runs from base 3 to 569 and encodes 188 amino acids. Gene Ontology annotation, cellular component: microtubule; spindle. The transcript has 2 exons.